AUGAUUUUGCAUUUCUGGGGAGGAAGACUGUUUUGUUUACAAAUAGUCUUCCUCCCUGUCAGCUCGGGCACACUGCUCGUUAUGGCUGUGCACAGCACAGCCAUCCCAAUCAGUGUGUUUACAGUGAAGUACACCCCACCCCCUAGUAAAACACUACCUACACACAGUUAACCCUUUGAUCACCUCUCUCAUUAACCCCUUCCUGCCCAGUUUCAUUAGUACAGUGUCAGUGCUGGUUUUUAGCACUGAUCACUGUAUUGGUGUCACUGGGGAUGUUAGUGGCACCAAGUUAGUUCCCCCUCAGUCUCAGAAUGCCUGUCGCAGUCCCGCUAAAA
Molecule: messenger RNA, 335 nt
Organism: Staurois parvus
Lineage: Eukaryota; Metazoa; Chordata; Amphibia; Anura; Ranidae
Source: the annotation of a GenBank genome assembly